Messenger RNA from Oncorhynchus masou masou (cherry salmon), 3214 nucleotides. RefSeq names its product protein FAM110B-like. The transcript has a single exon. Lineage: Eukaryota; Metazoa; Chordata; Actinopteri; Salmoniformes; Salmonidae. The record is from RefSeq and is a predicted model, not a curated record. The coding region runs from base 440 to 1516 and encodes 358 amino acids.
GGACUGGGGGAGAAAGCUGCAUCCAUCUCUGCAUUGGAAGAAUCCACUGGAUUGGGAGAAGAAGACCAACGCCACAGGCUCCAUUACCCACGUCUGCUCAGAGACCCAGACCGAGACUGCGCACAGCCAGAAAAAAAACUAGAGAGAGAUAUUUCAGGAUGUAGAGAGAGAGAGGGAUAGAUACAGGGAGAGUCAUAGAUUUAGCACAAUAGAGAUAGAUAAAUAUAGAUUUGUAUAUAGACGGGAGGCAAAACAGGGCCGGUGCUACCUGCUGGGAGGUGCAAUGAGGCUGUGUUAUCGAUACUGGCCAGACGCAGUUUGCAGCAACAGCAGCAGGGCAUUCCUCCGGCUGGAUGUCUGUUAUUCUGAGGCAGUGCUGUGAGUGGUGCGUAGUACCACCAAAUCCAGCACGACUGUGGCGGGGGAGAAAAUCUCUGACAUGCCCACGGAGAUGCUUCAGUCAGAAGGCGUGGGCAAGGAUGUCACCCUACCUGCUGCCACAGCCGGCCCGGCUCAACCCGGCACGGUGCCAUUGCGGAUCCUCAACAAGGGGCCUGAAUACUUCCGCAGGCAGGCCGCAGAGCAGCACCAACCCCAUCGUAUGAGUGCCGUGGAGAGGCUGGAGGCGGACAAGGCCAAGUACGUGAAGAGCCAAGAGGUGAUCAACGCCAAGCAGGAGCCUGUGACGGCUGCUCUACUCCUGCCCAGCCCUCCUGGACCCCCUGGUGGCCCUGCAUAUGGUCCCAAGAGAGCUGGCAGCAGCCCUGCCCUCAAAGCCUCCAACAAAAACAACGGUAAAUCUGAUGUGGGCCAAGCCAAGCGUGCCAACCUCAAUUUAGAGAUCCUGCGGAACCUUCUCAACAGUUCAGAGAGUUGCAUGGUGGGCCAGGGGAAUGGGGCGAGGAGCUGGGCCCCACAGCGCUCCCGGUCCAGCGAGCUUCACCGCCGCUCCUUUGCUGAGUCGCUGCGGGUGUUCCCCACGCAGGGUGCCAACCUCAAUCUGAGCGCCAGCCUCCUGCAGGAGCGGCCUGUCGAGGGCCUGCUGCACCUCUCACUCAGCUCCUCAGACUUGCGCUUGCCCCUCCGUGUGAAACCCGGCAUUAGCGGUGGCUCCGGCCCGCCCCCGCCACCCAAACCCCAUGCCUCUGUUCCCCGGAGACCAUCCCUGAACCGGUCCAAAUCUGACCUGAGUGAGCGCUAUGCCCGGGCAGGCGCUGACGUGGAGCGCUUCUUUAACUACUGUGGGCUGGACCCCGGGGAACUGGAGGGCCUCGGUGUGGUGGAGAGCUUUGCCCGGGCCAACUCCGACCUCCUCUCCCUCAACUUCCGCAGCGCCAGCAUGAUCAGCUCCGACUGCGAGCGAUCGCUACAUAGCAACGACAACCUGACAGACGACGCGGACUCGGCUGAGCGCGUCCCCUACGGAAUAUCUGCCGUCGAGCGCAAUGCACGCGUUAUCAAAUGGCUGUAUAGCAUCAAACAUGCACGAGAGUCUCAGAAAGUCUCCCAUGUUUGAGAGGACUCAAGCUUUAUUAGGUCAUGAUUAGCGGAACUAGCUACAAAAGGCAUUCAUAACCCCAUCCAUAAGCACUAAAUAAAUAUAAAUACUAUAUAGGUAUUUGAUAAACGCUUUGUGAUGUAUUGAACAUAGCAUCUUACAGUGCAUUUAUGUGAAAGUAUAAUAUCAUUAUUGAUAUUUUUGAACCAUUUGUAAAUCAAUAGUAAACUAUAAAUCAUCAUGUAUUAUGCAUUUGCUUAUUUAUUAACAGUAAGUUAAUACAAUUGAAUUAUUUUUUAUUCAUUAUCAUGCCAGAUGUCAUAGCACUAAUGUAACUCAUGAAGACAUCCAGAAACACUAUGAAAUAUCUACAUGAUAAAGAAAAGUAAAAUGUGUAAACAUAAAACACUUGUUGGAGUACAUAUGCAUAUGUAAAGUAAAACAUGCAUAUGUAAAGUAAAACAUGCAUAUGUAAAGUAAAACAUGCAUAUGUAAAGUAAAACAUGCAUAUGUAAAGUAAAACAUGCAUAUGUAAAUUAAAACAUGUAUAUGUGUAGUAAAACAUGUAUAUGUGUAAAGUAUGUAUUGAAUCAUCGACGACAGGCCUUAUACUGUAUAAAGGUAAACACGGCUAUAUGGAUUACUGUUUAUAAGAAUUUCAAAAGCAGGCAUUCAAAUAAAAAUGUUUCCAAUUACAAAACCUUCCCACAAUUCAAAUUUGGACCUAAGGACUGCUAACCAAAGUUCCAACGAAAGGACAAGACAUACCUACACGCUGGUGGCAGUUCGAACGCCUCUGACCACAGAACAAUGGCCUUCCUUUUCAUUUCCCUACGGUUCUACAUGUUGAAUCGACACCGUCCGUUGACACCCAGCAGGUGAUCUACUGCGCACGGCCAACAUUCGUGUUGGUCUGUCUAGUCCAUUAAGGAUAAGAUGCACUAUAGGGUGAUGCUAUGUCAAACUGUGACGUUUUCAUAUGGUAACCCUAUAAUGCUGCUGUUUCAUCAUGUUUACCUAGUGCUUACAGUAAGGUUGUAAAUGCUCCCUGUAGACACAGUGGAUGUAAUUCAUUAUCCAUUAUGCAUUAUUUGAUCUACAAUAGGUAUCUGUGGUCCUGAAAACAUUGUCCUGUCAGCCUGCAUGCUUCCCCAAACCUGCAGUUCUCAGACAGAACCUUGAUUUUAAGAUGGCUGCUGUCGUACCUUACUAUCUUUAAAGAAAACAGGGGGAAAUACGAGUUAAGCAGCAUUGGCACAGUCAGCAUUGUCUGGGUUCAUGGACUGUUACUCAAAGUCAUUCCCGAGGCUGAGCGCAUUAUGUCCUGCUAUUUGCUCUUCAGUGUUGAUGCUUUGCUCCUGUGUGCUUUGAUCAAUACCCACGUGUGUGUCUGUGUCCAAGCGCUGUGUGAAUAUAAACUCUUUAGCUGGCAAAGCAUGUUAUCAACUUCUAUUUGUUUUUGUACUGGUUCUGUAGUUCCCUCCAUGUGGUCACUGUUGUGUUCAUUUGGCGAAUUAGGACCGGAUGGUUGCGUUUGGGGACUAUUGGCUUGCUCUAUGUGUCAACGCAUCACCAAUGCAAUGUACCAGUGGCCCAAGAUCUUUUUGUAUUGUAUAAUGUAUACUGUAUAAGGACAUGCAUAGCACUUCAACUGGUACCAUAUCUAUGAAAGACUCAAUUCUGCUUGUUACUGUAUUAAAUAGCUUAUUAACUGCU